Rhizopus microsporus ATCC 52813 is the source of this 645-nucleotide messenger RNA. RefSeq lists its product as uncharacterized. The record is from RefSeq and is a predicted model, not a curated record. NCBI's taxonomy places the organism in Eukaryota, Fungi, Mucoromycota, Mucoromycetes, Mucorales, Rhizopodaceae. The transcript has 3 exons. The coding region runs from base 30 to 569 and encodes 179 amino acids.
UUUUUUUUUUUUUUUUUUUUGUUGCCACCAUGUCAACGUCCGAAUCUGACAUUAAUCCUCUUUAUAAAGAAGUGAUAUGUCCUGUACUUCUCAAACUUGCCGAAAAUACAGAUGAAAUACACAUGCAAGAUGUUAUUGAUCAACUGGCAGACUACAUCGUGGAAGAAACAGAUCAAUCGGCAACAACUGAUAUGAUUAAAAGCUCAUGGACAAAACGUUUUUUUCAGUCGGCGAAACUAACGAAUGUUGUUCUUCUAAAAGAAAAUACAUGCUGGGAACCUGUUGUUAAACGAAUUCACGAAAAAGCCAGCAACAAUAAUAAUAAUGAUCACGAUAAUAGCAAUACCACCAGCAAUACCACAUCCUCCACCUCUUCUUCAUCCACCUUGAAACGUUUAUUGACAGAGGAAGACAAAGCAAAUAUCAAGAAAAUGUUCAGCGCCUUGGAUCCCGCCAAAUUUUGGUAUUUGAAAGCAACCUGCGAUCAAGCUGCCAAGGACAAUGUUGACCCUGAAUCAGUCGAGGAAAAAAUGAAACGAUUUGCUCUUGAAUGUGUAUACCAUCAGUGAGUCAUUGAGAAAGACGUGCUUAGAAGAGGAGACACAUUAUUUGAUCUUUAUUCAUUGAUUGUUCUUUUUUUUUUUU